AUGAAGGCUUGGCUUCAGUUCGCGCUCGCGGAGCUGCGUCCUCUGUACGCUGUCGCGUACGCCGUCUUCGUCCUCGUUCAUCGCUUAGCGCUCGAGAGUUACGUCCUGGGAGCGCGGAAAAAUGAGGAGUGCUGGUUCUCAGCAUCGUACUACGACUGCGCGGCGAGUUGCGGCGCGUACUGGUUCUUCAAGGGGUGCGAGUGCAAGGACACGUUCCAGUACUGUCAGGCGUGGCGUGAGACGGACGGCUCGGGGCGCACGCUGCGUGAGCGGCCGGUUCCGGACUUCGUCGCGAACGACGGCAUGCGGGUGUGGGCGAACGUGAAGGAGGUGAAGGAGCUUCCGAACACGGCCGACAACGUUUCCGACGCGUGGGUGAACGCGAACAACCCCAGCGCGUGGUUGGGCUCGGCCGACGCCGCGUUUCAUCACCUCGCGCGGAACGCGACGUAUCCUCAGGUGUUCCACUGGUACUCGGACGACUACUGGCAGCAAUCUGACUCGAACACGGGUGACUUACCGCCUCUGCUGAUGUGGCUCGGCGAGGCGGUCAUCUUCGCCAUCUGGGCCGCGGCGACGGUCCUCUUCCUCCGCGCCCUUGGCCCGAACGCGAACCUGAACGGCGCCUACGUGCGCUUCUGCCUUCGACUCGAACGAGGUCGGUUCUUCCGCCGCAUGAUCAUCGCGGUGUGCACGCUGGUCGCGCUGACCACCGUCCCGGGAAUCGUCAUCUGGUGGCUGUGGUUCGACGAACCCCCGCGGCUCUCCGAGCUCUGCGAGGUGGCCUUCCUGUUCACGGCGCUGCGAGGAAUGCUCCUGACGGAUUCGGAGUUCGUCCUGGACGUGGACGAUCCCGCGUUUGACGAGGUCGAGUUCAACUUUUUGCCGUUUGUCGUGCACGGCGUGGACGAGGCGAUCCACGACCUGACCGCCGCCGUCGUCAGGCGUCGCAUCGACCCGAAGACGUACGAGAUCAAGAUGAAGAAGUACGUCAAGCGCGGUGGAGAGGGCCUCAGGCUGGUGGGCGACGCGGACGAGACUUCACGGACGUUGUGA
Molecule: messenger RNA, 1056 nt
Organism: Micromonas commoda
Lineage: Eukaryota; Viridiplantae; Chlorophyta; Mamiellophyceae; Mamiellales; Mamiellaceae
Exons: 1
Coding region: 1-1056 (351 amino acids)
Source: RefSeq, a predicted model, not a curated record